Messenger RNA from Mytilus californianus (California mussel), 8878 nucleotides. Its product is annotated as ankyrin-1-like. Lineage: Eukaryota; Metazoa; Mollusca; Bivalvia; Mytilida; Mytilidae. The record is from RefSeq and is a predicted model, not a curated record. Gene Ontology annotation, molecular function: protein binding. The transcript is spliced from 4 exons. Bases 2997 to 4211 code for a protein of 404 amino acids.
CAUCUGCACCAAGCCACAGAAACAUAUCUGCACUUACAUCAGAAGAAAUAAACUACCUACGAUUAUCGAAUUUGAUACUUAGAGUGGCUCCACAAGCUGUAAAAAAAGUUUGACAAAGAGUUGGAUCCUGCAGUAUUACAGAAAACACUCUAUCAGAACAAAUUGAAAGUGAUAGAGCCACUGAAAAACAAGAGAUAUAUCAGUAAAGUUCAGUGGGAUUUACUCUUUCCAAUUUCAGGGUCGGCAUGUUCAACAGCAUUCGAUUUGACUUAAAUGGUUUGUCUAAUAAGAAAUCUGACAACAAUGGCAAUAGGAGAUGCAUUACCAGUCGCUUCAGAUACAAGUCCAGGGGCUGAUUUAUCCAGGCUAAAACAUUACAGGAACAAGAUAGUUCACUGUGAAGUUGGUAUACUAUCAGACAAAGAGUUUGAAGAGUGCUGGACCGAAAUAUGUCAGGCAAUAAUAAGAUUAGGUGGUACAAGCUUUGAGCAAAGAUGCUCUGAUUUGAAGGUCAGCAGAAUGAACGAUAGUGAUAAAGAAAUAUUGAAAGAACUAAGAAAUCAAGAGAGAUCCAGUGAUCCUGUUCCAAAAGGUGUAAGAAGAAUAAACUGCGAACUUAUUGAAGACUGGGGAAAAGGAAAAGUAGCGGAAACUAGAGCUAUCAAACGCAUAGCUGAGCUGAUCGAAAAGAAAUUUUGUGAUGGCAGUGGGAUCAUCGGGAUGUGGUAAAUCUACUUCAAUUCAUUACGUGGCUCUUCAACUAUACCAUAAGCAGGGUUAUGAUAUAAAACCUGUACACAGCCCGGAGGAAGUGAGACAUUAUUAUAAUCCUGAGUGUAAACAAGUUUAUGUAAUAGAUGAUAUAUGUGGGAAAUCUACCAUUGAUAUAAAUCUUGUUAAUUGUUGGGAAAGACAAUUAACUGAAAUCCAAAAAAUAUUAAAGGUUCAACAGGUUAAAAUUCUAUCAUCAUGUAGAACUCAUAUUUUCCAAAAUCGUCUAUUCAAAAAGCUUUCUUCUUUCUUCUCAAUAUCAUGUGAUUUGACAUGCGAUUAUAGAUUGACACGUGAUGAAAGAAAGGAAAUUGCUAGUAUUUAUUUAACAAAAGAUGAAAUAAAACUGAUACAUGGAACCGUAUUUACAGACCAAUUUGACUUCUUUCCUCUUCUUUGUAACAUUUUUUCAACGCAAAAAUUGUCGAAUAUUCGUGUUUUUUUUUUUAAAUCCUGUGCAGGUUGUUAGAGAUGACUUGACUCUUUUAAUGAACGACAAUGAUCAAAAAACAAUUGCUACCCUUAUGCUUUUUACCGUUUACAACAAUACUAUAAACGAAACUUUAUUAUCUGGGACCUCAGGUAUAACACAGGUUCUGGAAACUAUUUCAGAUAAUUUCCAUUUGCAACAAUGCUUUUCAAUUCAAUGUGUUAAAUCAGAGCUGGAUAAUUUGAACCGUUCUUACGUUAAAAAGAUAGGACAAAUCUAUAGGGUUCAGCAUGACAAAUUAUAUGAAAUUUUAGUAUUGUACUUAGGUGAAUACAAGUUCGACCUUUUACUUGAUCUUGCCCAUACUGAUAUUAUACGUGACAUGUUUCUACUACAAUCUUAUAAUGAAACAGAACAACAUAAUGUAUACUACGUCAAACAUUUUAUAGAUAUUCAAGAACAGAACGAAUCUAGCUAUUUCAGUCGUCUAAUAAGAGAUGUAAAUGAUGGGUUUGUACAAAAUGUUAUGAAUAAUAAACAAAUGAAGUAUCCUAGCUUUCGCCACAAAAUUUCUGAAAAAAUUAAAAGCGAUUUAAACUUUAUGGAUGUAAUUAGAAACCUUCCAAUAGAAACAGUAUCCUCAUUGUUACAAUCAAUGAUUUGUCACAACUUUUGUGACAUAGUUGCCAUUUUGGUGGAUUAUAUUGAUUUAGAUAUUCACGGGUUGAUUGCUUUGAACAUUGCAACAGAAACAGGAUCUACUAGUAUUGUGAAAUAGUUAUUAGAUCGUAAUGUUGCUCCUGAAGAAAGUAAUACUGUUCAAAGAGGAAAUAAAAUAACUUCCCUAUUUGUAGCUUCAGAAAAGGGUUAUACUGAAAUUGUAAAAUUACUGCUUGAACAUGGAAGCAAUCCUAGUAAAACUGUUUGGAGAAGAAAUGAAAAUACUCCUUUGUAUGUCGCUUCAGAAAAUGGUUAUAUUGAUGUUGUAAAAUUAUUACUAGACUAUGGAAGUGAUCCGAAUAUUAUUAUUGAUUGCAGACUUUCUAGUGAAUACAUUCCCUUGAUAAAUAAGCCAUCUUCAAUGAUAUAUCAAGAAAACAAAUCGGCUAUUCAUGCAGCUAUUGCAAAAGAUCGUUCUGAGGUCGUUACAGUUUUGCUAAAUCAUAAAGCAGACCCUAAUAUUAAUGGUUGUGACGGAACUCCUUUGUACUUGGCUGUAGUGAAAAGAAAUACCGAAUUUGUAAAAUCGUUGUUGAUUCACAACGCAGAUCCUAAUAAUAGCGGCGAUGAUAAAAACAAACCUCCUCUAUGUAUAGCUUCAGAAAAUGGAGAUAUUGAAAUAGUCAAAUUGUUACUUACUCAUAAAGCUGAUCCUGAUAUCACUUUUCGUUGGAACAAAAGGUCAUCCCUACAUUUUGCUAUAGAAAAUGGUCAUAUUGAAAUUGUACACUUAUUAUUAUUUCAUAAUGCAAAUCCUUAUUGCUUCGAUGUGCACAAUAAAACACCGAUUUUUAUAUCCCUACAAAAAGGACAUAAAUUUAAAAACCUUUCGAUAACGAUAAUACAAAGCCUGCAAUCGGUUCCUGUUCAAUAUAUGUGUUCAACUCUGUUGUAUCUUUUUUCUAAAUAUGGUGCAACUGAUAGGUUUAAAUCCAUUUUAGAAAAGGAAAAUGUUGAUGUUAACGAUAAUAGUCUAAUUGAGUAUAAACAAACAGCAUUGUUUAUCGCUUCAAAGGUAGGCCAUUAUGAUGCUGUUUCUUUACUAUAAGACCAUAACAGUGAUCCUAAUGCUAAUAUGUUUAAUGAAACACCGCUGUUAAAAGCAUCACAGAUGGGUCAUGCUCAUAUUGUAAAGUUACUUUUAGACGCAAAAGGUGAUCCAAAUAUCUUCAGUGAAAGCGGGAAAACACCUAUAUAUAUGGCGUCUAUGUUAGGUCAUAAGGAAAUUGUAAAAUUGUUGUUAGAAAAGAACUGUGAUCCUAAUAUCGUUGAUAUGAACGAUGAAACGCCUGUUUUUAUAGCUACGUCAAACGGUCAUGCCGAAAUUGUAAAACUGUUGUUAGAAAACGGUUCUCCUUAUACUUGCAAUAAAUUUUACCAAACACUACUCCAUGAGGCUUCGUAUCACGGUCAUUAUGACACUGUGAAAAUUCUGUUAGAACAUAAUUCUGACCCGAAUAUCAGUAACAAAGAAAAUGAUAGUCCUCUCUAUACAACAUCAAUCGAAGGCCAUAGAAAGAUUGUACAUUUGUUAAUAAAGCACAAUUAUGACCCUUGCUUUCGAAAAUGGUAUCACAAAACCCCUUUGUGUAUAGCUACAUAUCUUGGUCAUACAGAGAUUGUAAAGCUGUUACUGAAAUUCAAUACCGAUUCAAAAUUGCAAAAAAGAAUAUUUUUAGAGCACAACAAUAAUUCAAUAAUGUUUAAUAUUCAAACACCACUCCUUCUUGCUACAUGGGCAGGAUAUAUUGAUAUUGUUAAGUUAUUCUUAGAACAUAAAUGGGAUCCAAAUAUUGCAAACUAUGAUAAUCAAACACCGCUCUUUCUAGCUGUUUUUAGAAAUGAUAUUGAACUGACGAAAAUAUUACUUGAAUAUAAGAGUAAUCCUAACAUUUGUUCUAAUGACAAUGAAACACCUCUUACCGUAGCUUCAGUGCACGGUUUUACGGAAAUUGUUAAACUUUUAUUAAUAAAUAACUGUGACCCUAAUUUAACAGAUAAACGCAGAACAACAGCCAUGUAUAUUGUCUCAGAUAAAGGUCACAUCGAUACUGUGAAACUAUUGUUAGAAUUCAAAAGUGAUCCAAACAUUUGUAAUGUUUUAAAUGAAACGCCGCUCCACAUUUCGUCAUAUCAUGGUCAUGUUGAAAUUGUGAAAUUAUUAUUAGCCAACAACUGCAAUCCUAACAUUUGUAAUUCAAAAAACGAAAAAUGUGUAGACAUAGCAAUACGAAACGGGCAUAAAGACAUUUUGGCUUUGUUACAAAAAAGGAAUACAGAUUCCAAAUAACGGCCUUUAAGUAUCAUGCUUAUAUUUGGUAAAUUUAUCUGAUAAAAACGUUUGAAGGAAAAUAUUUGUGCAAGUUAAUUUUUUAAAGCUUAAUAAAACGUAGUCACUGUUUCCAAAAGAUGCUAAUUACUUAUCUUUUUUAAUUCAAAUGCUAUUUCUUUUUAGAUUAUUUUUCUACAUUACCUAGAAGCAAGACGACUGUCUUGCUUCAUUUUUGCUUCAUUACAAUGUUAUGCAAUUUUCUUUUGGUCGUAUCUAUUAUCACUUGUUAUGGUACAUAUAUAGAUUUGAUAUCAUCAGGUCUUAUACCUAGGGAUUACGUUCAAUCACUAUCAUUAUCACUUUUGAACACCAGUAUACUACUGUUGCCUUUAUUCAGCAUCUUAAGGGGGGUACAGAACACCUAAGGAAGAUAACUCUUACUCAUAGUCUGUUUCAUUGCAGCGUUUUAAAAUCACAUGCAAUAUGCAAGAUUUUAAAAGAUCCAUAUCAGAAUGCUUACAUUGUUGCCAAGAGCAGAUGUACACCUAUUGUUAUUCAAUUAAUCUUUUAAUCCAUUUAUAGUAACACAUUUUCCAUAAAUGAAUCUUCAGAGACCAAACAGGAAAAUUUCAAAGCAAAAUGAAUUUAAAAAAGAAAAAAUCGAAAAGCAGGAGGUCAGAUUUUUUCAAAUGGGCAAAUGAAGGAAAACAGAAGGACCCAGACGUAUUUUGCAUUUUAAUGACCACUACAACUAUAUUCAUAACUUCAUUGAUAUAGCAGCAGAGACUGAGGUUAUUGAUCCCCUUUAUGGGAAACCACAGUCCUAGGUUGUGCCUACUUGUGGGGAGAAGAAUAGUUGAACUAGAUCUGCUUGCAUCAGGCAUAAUAUGUACUGUUUGAUUUGCAAGUCCCCUCUCCACCUAUCCAAUACAGUAGGGGAAAAGUUAUUUGGGCUUAGCGGCGUUGUAAUGAUCUCCCCUACUCCUAGGAAGGAAAAAUGGGCUCACGAAAGAGAAAUGACUUUGUGCGGUCUAUAACGAAUCCAAAAGGUAUGCCUGUGCUGUCCUAAACUUUCUAUGAAAUUAUCAGAAUGACUCCAAUCAGAAGUCUGAGUAUCCUAUUGUUAUAGUUAGUCUGACUCUAUAUAAUUACCACGUUUUUGUUUUAGAUACACAGAGAGGGUACACAAUUAACUCAUGUUUAUAUCAACAGAAAGUAAAAAUGCCUAACAAUAAAAUUAUAACCAAAUAAAAAAAUAAACUGAGGACAAUUCUGCUUCUAUUCGUACCAGAAUUGAUCAAAAUCAAACCAGAAUUGACUCCACGAUAUACUCUUUUUGAAAACCGUAGUUUUGAAUGAAAUACACUUAGAAGCGUAAAAUUGUAGGUUACGAAUAAUUUAUAUAUGACAUGUGAAUUUGUGUGUUGAAAAACGCUGGCAUGUUUGUUUUUUAUGCAAUUUAAAAUUUUAGGACAUGAUUUAUAUACAUAUAAAAAGUAAGAAGAUACCAAUGGGAUAAUCGACCCAAUAGUAAUAUUGCCAAUGGCAAUAGUGCAUCAUUUACAAUUACAAGUCGAGGAACAAAGACAACAACAACAACAAAAGAAAACCAUCAGAUUCAGUCCACAAAACAUUACACAGAAACUAAGAAUUGAGCACUCUAACAUGUAUCUCAAUAAGAAAAAACUAUGUCAUUCAACUCUCAGUUUUCAACUUUACCUUGACAGGUGUAGAAAAUAAACAGGUGUCUUCUAUUCCGUUCGCAAUUUUUGGGGAAAGUAAAAUAUAAAUUUAGAACCAUGGUUGAAACUGAAAGUACACAUGUAUGAUAAAAAUAGAACAUGUUAUUUCUGCUUUAUCAAAUUCUAAUUUCGAAGGGAUAGCAAAAUUUUUUUCCUUUUAUUGUGCUUUUGUGUAUCUUUCCGAAGUAGUGAAUGCAAUUUUGAAGUAAAGUUUUUCUUCUCAAGUCUAAAUUCAAGAUUAUGACUGAAUAGAGUAUAAGCGGGCCAAAAAAGUAAUGUGACACUUGUUACUGCAAUUUGAUAUUUGGUGGAACGAGAGGUGAAAUGAGUUAAGACUUACAUCUUAAAAGCAUUUUAAAGACUUAUUUGUUUUAAUCUAGUAACCUCUGCAGAAAUACUAUCAAAUUCUAUGUUUAACGAACUUGAUUAUACAUGAGAUUAUCGCACGGUCAGCUCUAUUCUAUCACCUAGUUAAAAUUUUCAAGAGCCGUGGUUCUUUGCACCAAUGGAUUCGUCAUUCAUUUUUGAAUCGUAUAUCAUUUGCUUUUUUAAAUCUGUGGACCAACAAAAUAGAAAAUCUUGAUAAUGUAAAAAUAUCUGCCGAUUUUUAUGAUUUUCCCUAUGUAUCCUUUGUAUUUUUGGCGUCUCAUGCUGUUAAUUUCAACAGCUCGUAUCUCAAAAACGAAAACGGUUACCCCCUUUUUAUUUUAUUUUCUGGUGUACUUUUACAAGCAUAAUCCGUAUGUGAAAUUUUUAAACAAAUCUGUGGAGUAGUUAGUUACGUACACUUUGUCUUAAUAGAAACUAUACCUUUUUUAAUUUUUUAUGGAACUACAUGUAUUUUUUGUCUUGAUAGCAGAUAAUUUUAUGUAAAUUGUAUGCAUGGAAUUUGUUGAUAUGUCAUAAUGUGUGUCUGUAUUGUUGUAUGGUCGAUUUAAAUAGCUCAUUAGAGCUUGUGUAAUAUGUAUUUGUUUACUAAAUAUCGACUCUAAAUAAAACUUUGAAUUCAAUUGAAUUGAAUUAACAAGCCAAAUAUCUCAGGCCUAGGUCAAAAGACAACAAGUCAUGGCCUGCUCCAGUGUUUCUUGCCAAAAAUACAUUUAUGGUUCUCAAGGUCAAAGUUCAAGGUCACAUGAAGGUCAUAAUUGUAAGGGGGCACACCAAUUCAUGAUGAUACAUCCACAUGCCAAAGAUGUAAGACCUAGGUCAAAAGACGAAAAGGUUAUGGCCUGGUCGUUUUUUCUGCGAAAAAGUACAUUACGUUGACCUUGAGGUCAAAUUUGAAGGUCACAUGAAGGUCAUCAUGAUACAGGACACUAAACCUCAUGAUGAUACAUCUACAUGCCAAAUAUCUAAGGCCUAGAUCAAAAGACAAACAAGUUAUGGUCCAUAUGUACUAUCAGAAUGGAUCUUGCUCUUAUUAAUUGAGGGUAGGGGUAUAUUCUAAACUUUAAUAGAAAAAAAAUCUGGUGGUUAAAUUUUUAUACAUUUUUGCAAGAAUAACAGACUGAUAUAGAACUACAGAUGGUUUGUUUUAAAAAGAAAUUAAACGACACAUUUUUUAUUUAAAUUUUCUUCUUCAAAUACUUGACCCAUCAUAUAUAGUCAUUUUUGGGGGCUGAAUCUGAGACCCCCCUUUUUUAGUUCGGACAAAAUUUAAAUCCAGAAUAAAAAACUUACAAGUAAAGGGUGUCUGUGAACUAAAAUUCGCCUCCGUUAUUACUAUAAACUAUGUUAUUGUCAAUUUAGGAUUAAUUUUAAAAAAUGUUAACAUAUAUACCCCUAUACCCAGAUUUCUGAAACUUCCAAGCUUGGCCUAUGUUAGCAUGUAAAAGAUGCCAUAUUUGAGUUGCCAAAUCUUUUAAACCAAUGGUUCAAAUCUUUUGAAAUGUUUCUAAUAUGUUUAGCUAGACCUAGUACAUCAAUGCGAGAAAAACAAGAAAAAUUUAACGACAGGUUUUUUUGGGGGUAUAGUGUUGGGUACCCCCUAAAAUAAGAUAAUAUUUUAAAUUCGUUUUUAUUAUAUUGUAUAUUGGUAUUAUAGAUUUGAUAGAUAUUAGAACACAUUUUGAUUUAAUGUUCCUCUAUGUUCCUUGUGUAAUUCACCUAACCGAGAGAACAUGAGCGGUAGAGAGAUGAAAAAAUGACUAAUACUCAUGUUUAUGUAUUUGCCCUAUGUCUUAUGAUGUCAAUGUGAUAUAAUUGAUUUGUUCUGCUUUUAAGGAAAUUUAGUGUUGAUGACAUAUCGAUGACAGUUGAAACUAUGAGCUAUUUAGAGCUUUGCCUAUUGUUUAUAAUUUUCAGGGUUAUAAAGACCCUUUGUUUACCUCUAGAUAUCAAACUUUAUUUUUAUUUUCGUCUCUCAUUAACGUCCACCCAUACAUUCCCCUGUAUUUGAAUUUAGUGGAUUAGCUCCGGUUCCGCCCACUAUGCAUUACUAGUAGUUUGUAUCGAAUUUUUGUUGUAUUCUUAUCAUAAUAAUUAUUUACUUUAACUGUAUUAAUGAUUUAAUGUUAAAAGUUCGAUUAAAAUGGUGUUUUCUUUUGAUUCAUCCAAUUUGAUAUUUCCCUUGUACGAACUUUGUAAGUUUACGAAUUGGUUCAAGAAUUCUAAAGGAAAUAGACAACCAAAGCAUAUGUAUUAACAUUUAGUUUGAUGUGUACUUAGAAUUUGAGUUUUCAGAAAAUUUUACCAAAAAUAUGUCGACAGAUUUCGUAACUGAGAUAAAAAAAAAAAAAACGUCAAAUACUUUCCACUGUUUUUAUAUUUCUAUUUUCCUUUAAAUUCAGUAAUUGUUUUUCCAUUAAAAAUGACUUGUAAAUCAAGAUUAAAGAAUAGACUACAUUUUUCUAUGAUGAGUUUUUGUAGAUGUAUUUCUUUGUAUAGUGUGGAUCACUUUAUUUUUCAUCAUUUUGUACCAAUAAAUGAUUGUUUUGUUAUAAA